Molecule: messenger RNA, 6144 nt
Organism: Nannospalax galili (Upper Galilee mountains blind mole rat)
Lineage: Eukaryota; Metazoa; Chordata; Mammalia; Rodentia; Spalacidae
Gene: Gtf2a1
Product: general transcription factor IIA subunit 1
Exons: 9
Coding region: 442-1572 (376 amino acids)
Biological process (GO): transcription by RNA polymerase II; transcription initiation at RNA polymerase II promoter
Cellular component (GO): transcription factor TFIIA complex
Source: RefSeq, a predicted model, not a curated record
GUCUCUCGGCGGCAGCGGCGGCGGCGGCUCGCGCAGCUUGUUGGCUCGCUAUAUAAAGGGGAGAAGCAGGCGGACCGGACGGCUGGAGCUGCAGCCGGUGGCGGCAGCGGUGGCGCGGGGAGCGGCGACCGGUGUUGGUUUCCCUCCUCGGCGCCGGGUGGGGAGCGGGCAACGCCCCCUGGACCCCCGGAGGGUCGUGGCUUCUUUUUUUUAAGGCGGUUCGGUGGUUUUCGGCGGCGGGAGGAGUGCCCCCCUCCUCCUGGCUGUCCGCUCCGUCCUCACUCCGGGAUCGGUUCUGAGGAAUUUUUGCCCGUCUCGCGGGUGACUUGGGUCACCUCCGAGUCUGGGUGGUUUUGUUUUAAUCUUUUUUCUGUUUUUUCUUUUCUUUUUUUUUUUUUUUUUAAAAACUCUCGUUCCCUCUUGUUUGUGUUGUGUGUGGAAAUGGCGAACUCGGCAAACACAAACACUGUGCCUAAAUUAUAUAGGUCUGUGAUUGAAGAUGUCAUUAAUGAUGUACGAGACAUCUUUCUGGAUGAUGGAGUGGAUGAACAAGUCCUGAUGGAACUGAAAACUUUAUGGGAGAAUAAAUUGAUGCAGUCCAGGGCAGUAGAUGGAUUUCAUUCAGAAGAGCAGCAGCUUUUACUGCAAGUUCAGCAGCAGCAUCAACCCCAGCAGCAGCAUCACCACCACCACCACCACCAGCAAGCUCAACCUCAGCAAACAGUACCUCAGCAGGCACAGACUCAACAGGUCCUUCUUCCUGCAUCACAGCAAGCCGCAGCACCACAAGUUAUUGUUCCUGAUUCUAAGUUGAUACAGCACAUGAAUGCGUCAAGCAUUACGAGUGCUGCUGCUACAGCUGCCACCUUGGCGCUCCCCGCAGGUAUGACUCCUGUCCAACAGAUACUAACAAAUUCAGGCCAGCUUCUUCAGGUGGUCAGAGCAGCCAAUGGUGCUCAGUAUAUCUUUCAGCCUCAGCAGUCAGUUGUUCUCCAACAACAGGUUAUACCACAGAUGCAGCCUGGUGGAGUACAAGCUCCUGUUAUACAGCAGGUUUUAGCCCCACUUCCUGGAGGGAUUUCACCACAGACAGGUGUCAUCAUCCAGCCGCAGCAAAUCUUAUUUACAGGAAAUAAAACUCAAGUUAUACCUACGACAGUGGCAGCACCCACACCCGCACAAGCACAAAUAACUGCAACUGGCCAACAGCAACCACAGGCCCAGCCUGCUCAGCAACAAGCUCCAUUGGUGUUGCAAGUUGAUGGAACUGGGGAUACAUCUUCUGAAGAAGAUGAAGAUGAAGAAGAAGACUAUGAUGAUGAUGAAGAGGAAGAUAAAGAGAAAGAUGGAGCUGAAGAUGGGCAGGUGGAAGAAGAGCCCCUCAAUAGCGAAGAUGAUGUAAGUGAUGAGGAAGGACAGGAGCUCUUUGACACAGAAAAUGUUGUUGUAUGCCAAUAUGAUAAGAUACACAGAAGUAAAAAUAAAUGGAAAUUUCAUCUCAAGGAUGGCAUUAUGAAUCUUAACGGAAGAGAUUAUAUAUUUUCCAAAGCCAUUGGAGAUGCAGAGUGGUGAAGAGUUGCUUCUUUUCCUUUUAAACAAAACAAAGUGAACUUUAAAAAAAAUUAAAGUGGACGGUUUCAAACUUGGGACAUAUAUCAACCAAAACUUCACUUCUGCAUGUCAGAAAGUGCAGUGAAGCAGAGCUACUGGAACAAAGACAGACCGCGACAGCACAGACACUACUUCUAACUGGCAAGCCAUGGAACUGUAGCACCAGGGGUUUUUGGGGUGGGGGGUAGGGAUUUGUGUAGGAAAACCGUUAACUGUCAGUUUUAAAUACAGGAACCUGCCAUUGGUAACUAGCAUGUAAAGCUUUGUCUAUAUUCCUUCCUCCAACUUGGGCUCAAUCAGAAGACACUUGUUGGAAUGAACUGAAGACACUUUCCUUUUGAUAGAUUGAACUGAAACUGCUUAUUGUAUGUGGUUAUAUUUGGUAAAAAUUGCGUGUGAGCUUUUUACAAAAGGGCAAGAAUUAUGGUGUUGAAUUUUAAUUCACUUGUAAGAGAAACAAUUUAAAACUCAUAGGUCUUAAAUAUUUUUACUUGUUAUUCUCCCUCAUUAAUAUAUACCUCUUCCUUCCCUGCUUUAUGAAACAUCUCUUUAAAAUUAAAAGAAAAUUAUCAGUGACCACAGUUUGGAAACAGAGAUUGACCCAGGAAUGGAUGUCUAUUUUGAUUAGGUUUUCACACUUGUUAAAUGUAAUUUAAAGACUUGGGGCUUAUCUUUGUUGAGUAGAAUUAAAAUGACAACUUACUUUCCAUAAAAGUUGUGUUCAUUCCCACACUUUAAAAAGAAACCCCAAAUUGGCUCCUCAGGAAUACGUUCCUAUUUCACAAAGCUGCCACCCAGGUGAAAUUGUGUAUUAUACUUGACAUGUGAAGGUUUUUCUUGUUGGCUCAAGUGUGUGCUUACAUAUGCAUUCAGUCUUUGCAUAAACAUGAGAGGAUAUUCUGUAUGUUGAUGAAGCAUAAAGGCAGGUGGUGAGGACCUGGAUUUUUUAUUAAACAAUUAAGUAAUUAUAAAAAGUUUCUUGUGUUUACUAGUAAAGGAUUUUAGAAUUUAUUAUUUUAAUUAAAUUUUUUAAAAACAACUUUGUAAUUUGAAGGGAAGGUGUGGGGGUGGGGAGGAGGGAAGGUGGGCCACUAAGUACAUUUUACCUCUUGGAUUGGAUGGUCCUUUCAAGCCGUUGAUGUAGACUUGGGCUCCAGUUUGCACACUGGAAAGAAAGAAGAGAAAUUUGACUUGUAUAUUAAAACUGAAAGACACUUACUGUGUCCAUUAGGAACAUGUAGCUCUAUUUCUAUGAGGAGCUCUAAGAACAACAUGGCACUGCUGUGUUCGUGUACGUCCACCGCCCGGAACCACAGCAGCGCUUGCCUUCGCCUUCGUGUUCUAGUGACCAAUUUGACUUCACUUGGUUUUCUUGACAAAAUCUGCAUUCAAGUUAACUUGUGUAUUGAUACUUUUUUUUUUUUUAAUUUUGGUCUUCCAUUUUUGUCUUCCUUUGAUUUUAUAUAAUUCCAGAAGUAACAAAUACUUUGAAGUGUAUUACAAAGGGAAAAACUGUGAGUUACAUAGAGUGCUUUUGUAAGCACACAUUUUAAAAGGUCUCCAGAAGGCUGGCUUUCUUUCCCAUCCUCUCACUUCUCACCUCACUUCAACCAAUUUAUGUUCUGAAGUUUGGUAUGAGUGCUGGUGUCUAGCACCCUAGUGGUUAAGUUUUGCUUGUAUGCCGUAACUGGUAAUACAGCUUUCAUUUUUACUAGUCGUUUAGCUUUUGGGGGAAGUUCAUCUAUCGUUUGCGCAAAGCACACACAGUACUGUUGCUUAUUAAGACUGGGAGCAUGGAGGGAGUAGAAUCACAUGAGCCCCACUGCUCAGUUGUCCCUCAGUAGAGUCGCUAAUGGGUUUCUGUUUACUUGAAGAAGCAGUCUGACCUGAACUACCUAUAGAAGUUUAGCAGUGCUGCAGGGUUGCUGCAGUGAAUCUCUUGCUCUAAGUUCUUAUGCUGCUGAAGCUUGGAUUACUGUAUGAUACUCAGCUCAUGUCUUGGGCCCUCUAUAGGCAAGCCUAUUCAUAGUAGCAUUGUAUACUGGCCUGUUUUUAUAGCUAUAUUUUCAAAUACGAACAACCACUUCUUUCUGAGUGACUCAUGAGGGCUAUUUUGAAGCAGGAAGUGACUAUUUGUAUUUGCACCUGUGUGUUGCCUAUUAAUUAUGGCACACUAGGCAAAUGCUUCUGUAUGUGAAAACUCUGAAAGCUGGUCCAAACAACACUGCAUACCAAACUGUGCUCUUAUAUGCUAUUAUGUAGUGUUCUUUUUUAAUCAAGUAGCAUGUUUUUUAUUAUACUAGCUUUUAUAGUAUGCCACUUUGUUUUGAAUUCUUAAUCAUGCUUUUAACCUAUUUAACAAUUUUUUUCAUUAGGUUCCAUUAAAAUGUCAUUACUUUGAAAAGGCAAGGGAUUCCCACUUGUGGAAUUUUAAGAUGAAAGUAGCAUGUUUAUCUAAAAGGAGAAAAUAGUUCAGACUUGGAAAUACAAAUAAGCAGUGGUUCCAGAAGGCGAUCUCUUUAGAUUUGCACAAAUGGUGAUGGCACCUUUUACAUAAAAUCACAUUAAUAGUGCUAAGGUAAAUUUCACACAAAAUGACUGAAGUGGAAAUGUGUGCCUUUCGGUAUCUGAACUCUUGCUUGGUGGUCAUUUGCAUAAGCGUAGCACUUAACUGCCCGCGAGCACAUGUCAUUUCUGUAGAGUGCACCCGUGGCUGAUGUAACUCUGUAAUGUGCAGUUUCUAGAGUAAAAUGUCUGUGAUAUGAGGGGGAAUCUUUGUAUUGGGCUUUUAUAUUCUUGAAAUGUUCACAGUUCUGUUAAACACAUGUCACAUUUAACACUGUUGCCUUUUUAAAAGUCAAAGCCACUGAUGUAUAUCGCAUCAAGGUUUGCGCAGUGUGUAUAGUGAUAAAAAUGUAUUCUUGACAAGCGUAAUAGAUUUUGGUUUUGGAAGACAAGAACUUAAGAAUAUAGCUUUUGUAUAAAGACUUUCUUUUGCUAUAUUAAAAAUCAAGGAUCUUUUUUUGGUUUGGGUGGCUUUUAUGGAGGAAUGUAGAGUUGUCGCCCUCUUAAGAAUAUUUUUUAUCUCAUAGCAAUAAUGUCACCAUAUUACAGAGGGUAAGUAUUUCUUGUAUAAGAAAACAGACACAAUAUGCUCUUAGGACUUUUCCCUUUAUAGCAGCAUUUUCUUCCACUUGAGAAAGUUCUUAUAUUUUCUGAUGAUUUCAUCUUGAACUUUUGAGCUUUUGUGCAAUGUACUAUUUUAUUGAUCUUUGUACCUUUUCGUUUCAUGUUUCCUACCUAUCUGAAUCAGCCAUAGCACAUUUUUUAAUUUUUUGCUUAAAAACAGUUGUUUUAUAUGUUUUCUCGUGGGUUUAUGUUAGGUUUGCAUUUUAAUCUCUUACCCUAUGGAAAUUAUUCUGAAGUUUAUAUUCUUCCCCUCUGAAGCCUGCCUCUGUCUUUUGUCAUCUUUCUUGCAUGAUUUAAGGAAGAACACAUCAAAUUUAAUAUUUUUGUUUUAUUUUGAGAAACAAAAACUUCUUCCCUCUUCAGGGAAAAACAAACACUGAGUGGGUAACGACUCAUUUGGUCAAGUUUCCUUAAGUCAGUCCAGUAUAUACAGGGCUACAGCUGAGGAGGACCUAAUCCUUGGCUGUCCUGAGCUACUGUUGUCAACUGCUGUUGUACAUACUGUUAUGUGUAAGGGCGUAAAUAUAUUUAUUAUGUUUAUAAAAUUGAUUCUGUACAAUUGCAGAUCAAGGUUACGCUUAAUGUGAUCUAUGGGAUGUUACGUUUUAAAGACCACCUUGGAAUACGAUUUAGAGAGCUUAGUAUAUUGAUGUACUAAGACUAUUUUAAGUUUAAUAUUUUACCUUUGCAAAAACUUUAAUUAAAGAUGUUAUUUAAAAAAGUAAUGUUGCUUGCUUUGCUUACUAGUCUGUGACAUUGUUAUAUGGAUAACCAAAUAAAAUUACGCAGUUUAGAAAGGAAAUGCUUGACCAUGUUCAUGAGGAUAAGUUUAACAAAAACAAGGGAAUCAUUCUUUGUUGGGAUGUCAGAUGGAAUUGCUAAACUGUGUUACAAAUCCAUAAGAGCUUUUAAAAGUUGUAUUUUCCAGGCACACAGGCUUUUAGGAUGGGUAAAUUCACACUAACUAAAUGUAAAUUGAAAUUAAUGUAGUUAACAUUGUAUUAAAUAUUUCUACUCCAAAGCAUAGAUUACAUAGGAUAAAAUUAUUCAAGAAUAUUAUUGUUUUAUUUCUUUGGCUAAAACUGUUUUCUCUUAGUUCAGAGUUUGUAAAUAAUUGCUUAUUAGGAGAAUUGGGAUUAUUAAGGUUUGUAUUACAUAUUGAAUAUAUUUUGUGUUAUUUUAGAAGAUAUUAAAUUACUAGCAGUAUUUUGAUUUUAUAGUUAAUUCAAACGAAUCAUUAAGAGCUUGCCUUUUUGUAAUUUUUUAUCCUGUUACAGACUACUUUAUCUAGGAAACAUGCAGAUUUUAACUAUUAAAAUCAUAAUAAAGAUAUUUUAUUUAUUG